AUGACAAGCACAAAUGUCCUGAGCCCGGACCGCAUCCUGAGCCUAGCGGCCAAAGCUCUUGGUGAGAAACAACUGAGUGUCAAAACACCCGCUGAAGCUAUCGCUCUCAUCGGCCAUGCCUGCAUGGCAGCAGUGGACUUCAGGUUGGUGGGGCUCGGGGAAGAUCAUAAUCUACAAACAUCAACAGAGAGUCCCGCCCUUCCCGCAGAAUGGAACGCUAACGAUACCUUUGCCUUUCGCUACGCGCAUGCACAGUCCUCCAUGCAAUACUUGCUCAAAGUGAGCCGACUUGGCAACAAUGCGGUGGUAUUUGCACUGGCUCUAGGCGACGAUCGCACCAGCUCGUUCGAUCUUCCUACCAAAGAUUAUAUCUCCGGGUCUGCUCUCCCGUUGCAGCCCACAGACAAUCUCACAGGUGCUCUCCGCGAUAUUUUCAUUUCUCACGCUCGAUUGAACGAUCUCGUCGGACUUUUCAAGAUCAACGUGAUCCAGAAACUCGCCCCCGGGCUGUACAAGGAAGGCUACGAGGAUUCAAAUCAAGCACCUCGUGGACAAACUGGAGCCAGUCGGCCCCGAGAUCCCCUCCGAGAUGAUUUCCCACAACCGGCUCGUCCCUACCCCUUUGAUGACCCCUUGGCUGCCGCACCUCGUCGACCCAAUCCACCUGGAGACUUUGCCCCGCCCGGGUUCGAGGACGAGUUUGAAAUAAAUCGCCCUCCGAGAGGAUAUCCCCCAGGUUUCCCAGGAGGGAGAAGCCCGUAUAAUAUUGGAGACCGAGAUCUCUAUCCCCCGGGACUUGGGCCUCACGACCCGCUCCGGGGCACCAUGGGUCCUGGCUUUGGGUCUGGUGGCGGGAUGCACCCGACUUUCCACGAUCCUCUUUUCGGAGGAUCUGGCGGAGUGGGUGGAUAUGAUCCUCGUGCACCACCUGGAGCGAGAUACGAUCCUCCUGGACCGGGUCAGCCACCGAUGGGCGGUAACCGAGGACCCUUCGGUGGAGGAUCGGGCGGCGGCUUUGGUGGCUUUGGGGGUGGCUUUGGCGGCGACAUUAUCUGA
Messenger RNA from Penicillium cinerascens, 1056 nucleotides. RefSeq names its product proteasome inhibitor PI31 family protein. Lineage: Eukaryota; Fungi; Ascomycota; Eurotiomycetes; Eurotiales; Aspergillaceae. The record is from RefSeq and is a predicted model, not a curated record. Gene Ontology annotation, biological process: proteasome-mediated ubiquitin-dependent protein catabolic process. The transcript is spliced from 2 exons. Bases 1 to 1056 code for a protein of 351 amino acids. Gene Ontology annotation, molecular function: proteasome binding; endopeptidase inhibitor activity.